AUGUCUAUGAUAGGAAAAAGAGACUAUAAACGUGAACAAUGGGAAGGGGGGGAUAAAAAUAGCAUCACAAAGAGACUAGAUAAUUAUCUAAUCUAUCUAUCUAUCUAUCUAUCUAUCUAUCUAUCUAUCUAUCUGUCUGUCCAGGAUUAUUUAAAAAGAGUUAUAUAUCAACGGAUUUCUUACCUGUACUAUAUCUAUCUAUCUAUCUAUCUAUCUAUCUAUCUAUCUUUUUUUAACAUACAAUCGAUUGUGGACAAGCAGAAAGCACAUGACGCAAGGUACCUCGGUCUAUCUAUCUAUCUAUCUAUCUAUCUAUCUAUCUAUCUAUCUAUCUAUCUGUGGGAGAAAAAUGAUAUAUCUACUCUAUAUACAAUUGAUGCAUCCAGCCUUCUUUUUAUCUUUUUACUUUCUUUUCUUUAUUUCUUUGGAUUCACAUUGUCUUUCUUUCUUAGAAAUCGCCUUUUACAUUCUUUCUUAGAUUGCAGCCUUCUUUCUUUCUUUCUUUCUUUCUUUUUUUCUUAG
This is a messenger RNA of Acanthosepion pharaonis, 522 nucleotides long. The record is from the annotation of a GenBank genome assembly. Lineage: Eukaryota; Metazoa; Mollusca; Cephalopoda; Sepiida; Sepiidae.